GGGUGGUUUGUAGGAAUUACAUAACACACCAGAAGGCUCAAGCUGUGCCCUGGGGACAAGGGCCCUCGGCAUCAUGGGAGCCCACCUAGAAAGAACUCGGAGAUCAGACGAUGUUGGAAGGCAGGUGAAGUGGCCUCUUAGCCUUUCAGCAUUUUGUCCCCACUUCCCCACAAUUAGAGAAUAAUAAGCCCUACCCUCAAGAAGCUAGGAGUACACGAAGACUUAGAGAAGCAUUCUGUGAAUCUAUGGGUGUGGGAAGAACAGAAUCUAGAAAUGAGAGGUGGAGUUUCUUUAGAAGCAGAUAAGGUAGUUCACAAGAAAAUCAGGUAGUACUCAGGAACUGUCAGGAGGUGUGGGCAGUCACUACCAAUGUCUUGUAUCUCUGCGUUCCUUGAUACCACAAAUGAGGAGGGUGAGCAGGCUGAAGAAGCCGACUGGGAGAUAGCCAGCUGCCUCCAGGGGAGUGUCCAGGAGGAGAGGCGAUUUACAUGCCGUUCAUGGCUGAUGUUUGGUGCAACUGACACAAACAGGGAGCUCCAGUCUGCGGGAGAGCAGGAAGGCAGGGUGGUCCUCACUGUGGUCGAGAGCACGAGAAUCCAGCGAAUGGCAAAGGGCGUUGCCAACGGCCAAAUACCAAAGCCGAGACAGAGGCUUGGGAGGCUGAGAUGAAACUGAGAGCAGGACAGUUUCCCAAGGUAGAAGAACUAACCCAUUCUAACUUCUCGCCGAAGGAGAGGCCCAUCACCUCCAUCCGGGACACAGGAAGCAGCUAGAACAGCUCCUUUCUGAAUCAGCCUCAGCUCAGAUCCAUCUGUAAGUGGUGAUCAGAGAAAUAACAGGAUAAAUGUGUUCGGUGAGCCCGCUCCGUGCUUGGUGGAGUGCUAGAUGUUUGGCAUUCAUUAAGUCACUUACCGUUCGCAAGCGCUCUGGAUAACGAGUAGUUGCCUCCUGUCACGGAUGAUGAGGUAUAGGUUGAGACCCUUGACCAAGGCACACAGUGAAGUGUUAACAGCUGCAUUAAAACCUUUCGACCCGGGAGCUGCUCUGCAGUGCGCCACCGGCCUCAUACCCUGCUCCUCUGAACUUUGUCGGAAAAGAAUGGACAAGGACCUCAGUAUGGUGCACAAUCCAUUUCCCAUGGAAAACCAUCUACCCGUGGACAUGACACUUCCUUUUAAGAAGUGGUGAAACUAUAAAACACGAUGACGAUGAAGGUCAGGUUCUGUGCUUGGCACCAUCCAGGAGACAAACCUCACAGAAAGGCGCACCCUAACUGAGGUUGCACGGAUAGAAACGAGUAUCUAGGCCAUCCAGAUCAAAACCUGCUCUCAUCUACCUUUCCAAAGUGUGAGUUGGUUUCUAGAUGCCUCACUUCAAAGAAAGUGAAUGCUUCCCAAGUCUACAGAGUGGAAGAAUCGCAAUCUGUCUUCAAACAUGGGAAAGGCUUGUAAUGUGAGAUGACAGGUCCACUCAGAGUGGGGCAAACCAGAACCCCUGGUGGAGGCCACAAGAUGAAAGCCAACUCCUUGCAAGGAUGAUUCUGUCUGGACUGCUCAGGAGAUGGUAAAUUCCCUGGGACCCGGACGUGCAAAGACAAUCACAGCUAGUGUUUUAAGGACCCCUCCUCUAUGCCAGGGUUACCAAAAGCGUCUCAAAUAAUGUUCCCCUUUGAAAGUGCUUCCUUUUAACGCUGCCAUGUUUUAAGUGAAACUUCACUUACAGAGAGCUAAGCAUCUCUCCCAAAGCUGAUUCAUAGGCCCUUUAUGUCAUGAGACCUCUCUGGCAUCAGCUAAAGAACCACACUGGCGGGAAUACUGAGGAAGGACUAGGAUCAAAAGGGUGACUUUGAAGGGAAUACUUCCUGAGAGGCAGUGACUGAUUUUUCCUAAGGGGGAUUCUAGGUACCUGCCCCAAUCGGUCAGAGGCAGAGCCAGGAAGAGACAAAAACAACAAUCUAACCCCAGGAUCCUGCCCCUGCCUUUCUGGGACUCUGACGUCAGGGCCUUGGGACCUCGCCUUCAUUGAACUCUACUCCAGAGAGAAGACGGCCAGGCCGGGCGUGCACAGCCGUGGCCGCAGGGUGGCAGCGGUGCUUCGGCCGCAGAGCCCUGCUCCGCACUCCGAAGUGGGGCUGCUCCAGAGCAGUGCUGGUGAAGAUGGGGUCUGUCUCCAAACAUCUGAUGCAAUCUCCACUUUCUGGGGGGCUCUGAGACUUCUUUUGUCUCCUGUACCUCACUUUUCUCUCCACAGGCACAUCUCAGAGUAGUGACUCCAUUUUUAACCCUCCAAGAGGCAUGUCCACGUGGGUGUAAAUGGGCCAGGAGGCCCUGCCUGCAGCCUCCCAAGUCCCCAGACGGGAUCACCCUGGCUCUUUCCUCCUUCCUUUCCAGGACAUGAUGCCUAGCCUGACAGGGCUUUCUCUGUGUUUUAUUUUACAAGCUAGCAAAGAGAGGAGGUGAUCCAUGGGAGCUCUCCAACCUGUUGAGGGAUUGGGAGUUCUUGAAGGCCCCCCAGGGCUCUGACAAAGCAUCUGCAAUUAAUGAUGCUUCUUGAGCUCUGGAGACAGGAUUUAUGCAUCUAAUAAAGUCUGUAACUCCAAGCUUAGGGGCUGGGGCCGGAGGCUGAGAGCAGGAAGUCCCACAGGGGCCGGGGAGGGGGGUCCCAGGCGGCUCUUAAUGGAGCUGUGCAUUUCCAUUGCCUUUUCUAGAUUCCCCCUCAGGCGGCUGUGGGAGGUGAGGAACAGGGGGACAGCAGGUAUAAGAGGCGGGUGUGGCCACAGCAAGGCAGAUGGCAGCAUGGACGCCAGGCAGGCAGCAGCGCUGCUGCUGGUGCUGCUGUUAGUAACAGACUGGAGCCACGCUGACGGACCAGGGGGCCGGGAUGGAGGAGACCAGAUCUUCAUGGAGGAAGACAGCGGCGCCCACCCAGCACAGGAUGCUCAGACCCCUAGGUCGCUCCUGCGCUCCCUGCUCCAGGCCAUGCAGAGACCUGGCCGGAGUCCAGCCUUCCUGUUUCAGCCCCAGAGGUUUGGCAGAAACACCCGGGGCUUCUGGAGCAACAAAAGACUGAGUCCUCGAGCUGGAGAGGGGCUGAGUUCCCCCUUUUGGAGCCUGGCUGCCCCUCAGCGCUUUGGGAAGAAGUGACAUGCCAUCCUCUGAGGUUUGCAUGCAAGGCGCACACCCCAAACUGCCAUGUGUCCCCUGCAAAUAAAGCUGUCUGGCUUC
Messenger RNA from Bubalus bubalis (water buffalo), 3224 nucleotides. It is a transcript of the gene NPFF, whose product is annotated as neuropeptide FF-amide peptide precursor. Gene Ontology annotation, cellular component: perikaryon; axon terminus; dendrite. The record is from RefSeq and is a predicted model, not a curated record. Gene Ontology annotation, molecular function: G protein-coupled receptor binding; neuropeptide hormone activity. Lineage: Eukaryota; Metazoa; Chordata; Mammalia; Artiodactyla; Bovidae. The transcript is spliced from 3 exons. Gene Ontology annotation, biological process: excitatory postsynaptic potential. Bases 2676 to 3143 code for a protein of 155 amino acids.